Molecule: messenger RNA, 2394 nt
Organism: Tachyglossus aculeatus (Australian echidna)
Lineage: Eukaryota; Metazoa; Chordata; Mammalia; Monotremata; Tachyglossidae
Gene: FOXC2
Product: forkhead box C2
Exons: 1
Coding region: 704-2326 (540 amino acids)
Biological process (GO): cell differentiation; anatomical structure morphogenesis; regulation of transcription by RNA polymerase II
Molecular function (GO): DNA-binding transcription factor activity, RNA polymerase II-specific; RNA polymerase II cis-regulatory region sequence-specific DNA binding
Source: RefSeq, a predicted model, not a curated record
UGAGCGAGGAGGCGCGGCCACGGGAGAGUAAAAACUCGGUUUCAGCCAGAGUUUUGAAAACUUUCCCAAACCCUAUAAGGGAGUUUGACUUUUCGGGCUCGCCGGCUGAGACGGCUCGGCCCAGGCAGACGCACUGGACACUGACAGACAGACGGACAGACACUCACCGCCCUGCGAUUCGCUUGCCUUUCCGAGAAGCGUAUUUUCGUUUGAGCGAGUUUUUUUCCUCCCUCUCUCUCUUUUUGCCGUUCGCUUUUCCGCUUCCCCUCCCUCCUCCAGGCAGCGACCCUCUCCGCAGCUCUGCCAGCUCUCCAGAGCGCUAUAAGGGAGAGAGAAAAAAAGCCCAAAGCCCCAACAGAGCCCGACUCUGCGCUCCGCUGACUCGAAGGAUGCUGACUCGCCGCUGCCGUGGCCGCUGGGUUUGAGGGCCUGGGAUUGAGGCAGUGGGAGCUCCAGACUUUGGCCUCCCGCCCCUCCCUCCUCCGCGGACGCCCUGCCCGACUUGGGAUCGGCUCGGGCUUCCCCCUGCCCUCCUCCCCUCCCUCCGUCUCUCUGUCUCUCUGGUGUGCGUGCGCCUGGUUGGGCGGGAGGCCGUCCUAGUCCCUCUCCCCUUCUCUCUGUGCCUCUCUCCCUCCCUCGCCAGCCCCUUCCCUCUCCCUUUCCCCGAGCCGCUGCGCCGCCGGCCGGGGCAGCCGUGCCCAGGAUGCAGGCUCGCUACUCCGUGUCGGAUCCAAAUGCCCUCGGAGUGGUGCCUUACUUGAGCGAGCAGAACUACUACCGGGCGGCGGGCUCGUACGGCGGCAUGGCCAGCCCCAUGAGCGUGUACUCGGGCCACCCGGACCAGUACGGGCCGGGCAUGGGCCGCUCCUACGGGCCCUACCACCACCACCACCACCACCACCAGCCCACGGCGCCCAAGGACCUGGUGAAGCCGCCCUACAGCUACAUCGCCCUCAUCACCAUGGCCAUCCAGAACGCGCCCGAGAAGAAGAUCACCCUGAACGGCAUCUACCAGUUCAUCAUGGACCGCUUCCCCUUCUACCGCGAGAACAAGCAGGGCUGGCAGAACAGCAUCCGCCACAACCUGUCGCUCAACGAGUGCUUCGUCAAGGUGCCCCGCGACGACAAGAAGCCCGGCAAGGGCAGCUACUGGACGCUGGACCCGGACUCCUACAACAUGUUCGAGAACGGCAGCUUCCUCCGCCGCCGCCGGCGCUUCAAGAAGAAGGACGUGCCCAAGGAGAAGGAGGAGCGCGGGGGGCACCCGAAGGAGCCGCCGCCGCCGCCGCCGCCGUCGCGGGGGCCGCAGCAGGAGGCCGAGAAGAAGGUGGUGGUCAAGAGCGAGGCCUCGUCGCCGGACCUGCCGGUCAUCACCAAGGUGGAGACGCUGAGCCCGGACGGCGGCGGCGGAGGAGGAGGUGGGGGAGGAGGAGGGGGCGGCCUGCGGGACAGCCCCCGGAGCGCGGCCGCGUCCACGCCGUCGGGCUCCACCGAGGGCCCCCUGGCCGAGCCCCACCCGUCCGCCAACGGGCUGUCGGGCUUCAGCGUGGAGAAUAUCAUCACCCUGCGGACGCCGCCCCCGGGCGCCGAGCUGAGCCCCGGGCCCGGCCGGGCGGGGCUGCUGGUCGUGGCGGCCUCCUCCUCGUCGUCGUCGUCGUCCUCUUCGUCCUCGUCCUCGUCGUCGUCGUCGUCGUCGUCGUCGUCGUCCGGCCUGGCGCUGCCCUACCCUCCGGCGCAGCCCGCCGCCUACGGCCCGCCGUGCCCCGCGCAGGGCCUGGACGCCGGCGGGAGCUACCACUGCAGCAUGCGGGCCAUGAGCCUGUACGCGGGCGGGGAGCGGGCGGCGCCCCUGUGCGUGGCCGGCCCGCCGCUGGACGAGCCCCUGGCGGACCCCCCCAACGGGGCCGCCUCGCCCCUCGGCGGCCUGGGCCUCGGGGCGGGCCAGGACGCCGCCCUGGCCGGCUCCGGCCACCCCCACCACCACCAGCCCCCGCCGCCUCACCACCCCCAGCAGCCGCACCCCCCGCACCCCCCGCAGCCCCCGCAGCCCCCGCAGCCCGGCCCGGCCGCCGGCCAGCCGUCCUCCUGGUAUCUCAACCACGGUGGCGAGCUCAGCCACCUCUCGGCCCACUCGUUCGCCUCCCAGCAGCAGACUUUCCCCAACGUCCGGGACAUGUUCGGCUCCCACCGGCUCGGGAUCGACGGCUCGGCCCUCGGAGACCACCAGGUGAGCAGCAACGCGAGCUGUCAGCUCCCCUAUAGAUCCACGCCCUCCUCCAUAUACCGCCACACCACCCCCUACUCCUAUGACUGCACAAAGUAUUGAUCUCCGGCCCCCUCCUCCUCCUCCUCCCCCCCUUCCACCUCCAAGCCCAUCCAUCCGUCCACCGACGU